Messenger RNA from Nerophis lumbriciformis (worm pipefish), 6132 nucleotides. RefSeq lists its product as uncharacterized. Gene Ontology annotation, cellular component: myosin filament; myosin II complex; cytoplasm. Gene Ontology annotation, molecular function: actin filament binding; microfilament motor activity; ATP binding. The record is from RefSeq and is a predicted model, not a curated record. Lineage: Eukaryota; Metazoa; Chordata; Actinopteri; Syngnathiformes; Syngnathidae.
CGGAGAUAACGGUAUAAAAGUCCAACUCGCAGCCUUCUCCAAAGCUUUGGACUGAUAGGCUGCCAACCAAGUAUCUACACCACACAGCAGCUGUAUCACUGUGCAAGAAAAAGCGACGCCAUGUCUGGGGACCCGGAAAUGGAGUGUUUUGGUCCGGCGGCGGUUUUCCUCCGAAAGCCAGAAAGAGAGAGACUUGAGGCUCAAAACACUCCUUUCGACGCCAAGACCGCGUACUUUGUGUCUGAGGCCACAGAGAUGUAUGUAAAAGGAAAACUAGCGAAGAAGGAGGGCGGAAAAGCCUCUGUUGAAGUCAAGGGUGGCAAGACUCUGACUGUCAAAGAUGAUGAAAUAUUCCCCAUGAAUCCACCAAAGUUUGACAAGAUUGAAGACAUGGCCAUGAUGACCCACCUCAGCGAGCCCGCUGUGCUGUAUAACCUCAAAGAGCGCUACGCAGCAUGGAUGAUCUACACCUACUCUGGGUUGUUUUGCGUCACUGUGAACCCUUACAAGUGGCUCCCAGUGUACGACGCAAAGGUUGUAUCGGGAUAUAGAGGCAAAAAGAGGAUUGAGGCACCACCCCACAUAUUCUCCAUCUCUGACAACGCCUAUCAGUUCAUGCUCCAAGAUCGUGAGAACCAGUCCAUCCUGAUUACCGGAGAAUCCGGAGCAGGAAAGACUGUGAACACCAAACGUGUCAUCCAGUACUUUGCGACAAUCGCAGUGGCUGGAGGAAAGAAAGCAGAACAAUCUGCCAGCAAAAUGAAGGGAUCGCUGGAGGAUCAAAUCAUUGCAGCCAAUCCCCUAUUGGAGUCUUAUGGUAAUGCCAAGACCGUGAGGAAUGACAACUCCUCCCGCUUUGGUAAAUUCAUCAGAAUCCAUUUUGGCACGACGGGAAAGCUGGCUUCAGCAGAUAUUGAAACUUAUCUGCUGGAGAAGUCACGUGUGACCUUCCAGCUCUCUGCUGAGAGGAGCUACCACAUCUUUUAUCAGCUUGCGACAGGCCACAAGCCUGAGUUGUUAGAGGCUCUACUCAUCACCACCAAUCCUUAUGACUAUCCCAUGAUUAGUCAGGGAGAAAUUGUUGUCAAGAGCAUCAAUGAUGUUGAGGAGUUCAUCGCCACUGAUAGUGCCAUUGACAUAUUGGGCUUUACUGCAGAAGAAAAGCUGGGCAUUUACAAGUUAACUGGAGCCGUGAUGCAUCAUGGCAACAUGAAGUUCAAGCAGAAACAAAGAGAAGAACAAGCUGAGCCUGAUGGCACUGAGGUGGCUGAUAAAAUUGCCUACCUCAUGGGCCUCAACUCAGCCGAUAUGCUUAAGGCUAUGUGUUAUCCAAGAGUCAAGGUGGGCAAUGAAAUGGUGGUUAAAGGUCAAACUGUUUCCCAGGUUCACAACGCUGUCAUGGCCCUCACCAAAUCCGUCUAUGAAAAAAUGUUCUUCUGGAUGGUCGUCCGAAUUAAUGAGAUGUUGGACACCAAACAGCCUAGAAACCACUUUAUUGGUGUGCUGGAUAUUGCUGGAUUUGAGAUUUUUGAUUUCAACAGCUUGGAGCAGCUCUGCAUCAACUUCACCAAUGAGAAACUGCAACAGUUUUUCAACCACCACAUGUUUGUCCUGGAGCAAGAAGAGUACAAGAAAGAAGGAAUUGAAUGGGAGUUCAUUGACUUCGGCAUGGACUUGGCUGCCUGCAUUGAGCUUAUUGAGAAGCCAAUGGGCAUCUUCUCCAUCCUUGAAGAGGAGUGUAUGUUCCCCAAAGCGACGGACAUAACCUUCAAGAACAAACUGUAUGACCAACAUAUUGGCAAAAGUGCCCCCUUCCAGAAGCCAAAGCCAGCCAAAGGCAAAGCUGAGGCUCACUUUGCCCUUGUACACUACGCUGGAACCGUUGACUACAAUGUCAAUGGCUGGCUGGACAAGAACAAGGACCCCCUGAAUGACUCAGUUGUGCAGCUCUACCAGAAGUCCUCAGUCAAGCUGCUGGCCUUGCUGUUUGUAUCUCAUUCAUCUGGAGAUGAUCCAAAAGCAAAGAAAGGUGGCAAAAAGAAGGGUGGUUCAUUCCAGACUGUGUCAGCUCUCUUUAGGGAAAACCUGGGAAAGCUGAUGACCAACCUUAGGAGCACCCACCCACAUUUUGUGCGCUGUUUGAUUCCAAAUGAGACAAAAACGCCAGGUCUGAUGGAGAACCACCUGGUCAUCCACCAACUGCGUUGUAACGGUGUGCUGGAAGGCAUCAGGAUCUGCAGGAAAGGUUUCCCCAGCAGAAUCCUCUAUGCUGACUUCAAGCAAAGAUACAAAGUAUUGAACGCUAGCGUCAUUCCAGAGGGGCACUUCAUUGACAAUAAAAAGGCUUCAGAGAAACUCUUGAGCUCAAUUGAUGUUGACCAGAGUCAGUACAAGUUUGGACACACAAAGGUGUUCUUCAAAGCUGGACUUCUUGGUACACUGGAGGAGAUGAGAGAUGAGAAACUGGUUGAAUUGGUGACUAUGACUCAGGCUCUCUGCAGAGGUUACGUCAUGAGGAAGGAGUUUGUCAAAAUGAUGGAGAGGAGGGAGGCCAUUUACUCCAUCCAAUACAACAUACGCUCAUUCAUGAAUGUCAAAACAUGGCCAUGGAUGAAACUGUACUUCAAGAUCAAGCCUCUGCUAAAGAGUGCAGAGACCGAAAAGGAGAUGGCCCAAAUGAAAGUAGACUUUGAAAAAACCAAGGAGGAUCUCAGCAAGGCUUUAGCCAAGAAGAAGGAACUAGAGGAGAAGAUGGUUUCUCUUCUGCAGGAGAAGAAUGACUUGCAGCUGCAGAUUCAGUCUGAGGGUGAAACCCUUGCUGAUGCUGAGGAAAGGUGUGAGGGGCUCAUCAAAGCCAAAAUCCAGUUGGAGGCUAAAGUCAAGGAGGUGUCUGAGAGGCUGGAGGAUGAGGAGGAGGUGAACGGUGAGUUGACAGCCAAGAAGAGGAAGCUGGAGGAUGAGUGCUCUGAGUUGAAGAAAGACAUCGAUGACAUGGAGCUUACCCUGGCUAAAGUAGAGAAGGAGAAACAUGCCACUGAGAACAAGGUUAAAAACCUGGUUGAGGAGAUGGCCUCUCAAGAUGAGACCAUUGCCAAGUUGUCUAAAGAGAAGAAAUCCCUCCAAGAGGCUCACCAGCAGACAUUGGAUGAUCUUCAAGCAGAGGAAGACAAAGUCAACACUCUGACCAAGGCCAAGAUCAAGUUGGAACAGCAAGUGGAUGAUCUUGAAGGAUCCCUGGAGCAAGAAAAGAAGCUACGCAUGGAUCUUGAGCGAUCAAAAAGGAAGCUGGAAGGAGAUUUGAAGCUGGCCCAUGAAUCCAUAAUGGAUCUAGAAAAUGACAAACAACAAUCUGAUGAGAAAAUCAAGAAGAGGGACUUUGAGAUAAGCCAGCUUCUUGGCAGAAUCGAAGAUGAACAAAUAGUUGGGAUUCAACUUCAUAAGAAAAUAAAAGAAUUGCAAGCUCGUAUUGAGGAGUUGGAGGAAGAGAUUGAAGCUGAGCGUGCUGCUCGAGCCAAGGUGGAGAAGCAGAGGUCUGACCUUGCCAGGGAACUAGAGGAGAUCAGUGAGCGUCUCGAAGAGGCUGGCGGGGCCACAUCCGUUCAGAUCGAGAUGAACAAAAAGCGCGAAGCUGAAUUCCAGAAGAUGCGUCGUGACCUGGAAGAGUCCACCUUGCAACAUGAGGCCACUUCUGCAGCUCUCCGCAAGAAGCAGGCUGACAGCGUGGCAGAACUUGGGGAGCAGAUAGACAACCUUCAGCGUGUCAAGCAGAAGCUGGAGAAGGAGAAGAGUGAAUACAAGAUGGAGAUUGAUGACCUCAGCAGCAACAUGGAAGCCAUUGCCAAAUCCAAAGGAAACUUGGAGAAAAUGUGUCGUUCACUGGAAGAUCAACUAAGUGAAUUCAAGUCCAAGAAUGAAGAGCAAACGCGUCAGUUAAAUGAUAUCAACAUUCAAAGAGCAAGACUGACAACUGAAAAUGGGGAAUUUGGUCGUCAGUUGGAAGAAAAGGAAUCUCUGGUUUCCCAGCUUACAAGGGGCAAACAGGCAUUUAUUCAUCAGAUAGAAGAACUUAAAAGAAGUCUUGAAGAAGAAACAAAGUCCAAGAACGCCCUGGCCCACGCUGUUCAGUCUUCUCGUCAUGACUGUGACCUGCUCAGAGAGCAGUAUGAAGAGGAACAGGAGGCCAAGGCUGAACUGCAGCGAUCCAUGUCCAAGGCCAACAGUGAGGUUGCUCAGUGGAGAACUAAAUACGAAACUGAUGCCAUCCAGCGUACUGAAGAGCUUGAGGAGGCAAAGAAAAAGCUUGCCCAACGUCUCCAGGAUGCAGAGGAGAGCAUUGAGGCUGUGAACGCAAAGUGUGCUUCUCUGGAAAAGACCAAACAGAGGCUUCAGGCUGAAGUGGAAGAUCUGAUGAUUGAUGUGGAGAGAGCCAACGCUCUGGCUGCUAACCUUGACAAGAAGCAGAGAAACUUUGACAAGAUUCUAGCUGAGUGGAAGCAGAAAUAUGAGGAGAGCCAAGCAGAGUUGGAAGGUGCGCUGAAAGAGUCCCGCUCACUCAGCACGGAAAUGUUCAAACUGAAGAACUCCUAUGAAGAAGCUCUAGACCACCUGGAGAACCUGAAGAGGGAGAACAAGAACCUGCAACAGGAAAUCACAGAUUUGACUGAGCACAUUGGUGAGUCAGCAAAGACAAUCCAUGAGUUGGAAAAGGCCAAAAAGAUUGCUGAGAGCGAGAAAUACGAAAUCCAAACAGCUCUUGAGGAAGCAGAGGCCACCUUGGAACACGAAGAAUCAAAGAUCAUUCGCAUUCAGCUUGAACUGACACAAGUCAAGAGUGAGAUCGACAGAAAGCUUGCAGAGAAAGAUGAGGAGAUGGAGCAGAUCAAGAGGAACAGUCUGCGUGUGAUCGAGUCCAUGCAGAGCACCCUGGAUGCUGAGAUCAGGAGUAGGAACGAUGCCCUGAGAGUCAAGAAGAAGAUGGAGGGAGACCUGAAUGAGAUGGAGAUUCAGCUCAGCCAUGCCAACCGACAGGCAGCUGAAGCCCAGAAACAACUGAGAAAUGUUCAAGGACAACUAAAAGAUGCUCAACUGCACCUUGAUGAGUCUCUGAGGGCUUAUGCAGACAUGAAAGAGCAAGUUGCCAUGGUGGAGCGCAGGAACAACCUGAUGCUGGCUGAGAUCGAGGAGCUGAGAGUUGCUCUAGAACAGACGGACAGGAGCCGCAAAGUGGCUGAACAGGAGCUGGUUGAUGCCAGUGAGCGUGUUGGUCUGCUGCACUCGCAGAAUACAAAUCUUAUAAACACAAAGAGGAAGCUGGAGGGAGACCUUGUCCAGAUCCAGGGUGAAGUGGAGGAUGCUGUUCAGGAAGCACGGAAUGCUGAAGAAAAGGCCAAGAAAGCAAUUACUGAUGCUGCCAUGAUGGCAGAGGAGCUAAAGAAGGAGCAGGACACCAGCGCUCACUUGGAGAGGAUGAAGAAAAACCUAGAAGUGACAGUCAAAGACCUGCAGAACCGACUGGAUGAGGCUGAGACUCUGGCUUUGAAGGGGGGCAAGAAGCAGCUUCAGAAACUGGAGGCUCGGGUUCGAGAGCUUGAGUCAGAGGUGGAGGCUGAGCAGAGAAGAGGCGCCGAAGCCAUCAAGGGAGUCCGCAAGUAUGAACGUCGAGUGAAGGAGCUCACUUAUCAGACGGAGGAGGACAAGAAGAAUAUUGUGAGACUCCAGGACCUUGUGGACAAGCUGCAGCUAAAAGUGAAAGCCUACAAGAGGCAAUCAGAGGAAUCUGAAGAGCAGGCCAAUAGCCACCUGUCCAGGUACAGGAAGGUUCAACAUGAGAUGGAGGAAGCUCAGGAGAGAGCUGACAUUGCUGAGUCUCAGGUCAACAAGCUGAGAGCCAAGAGCCGUGACAUUGGCAGGGGAAAGGAUGCCGAAGAAUGAACAGCAGCCACAAUAAGACACUCAUGCAAGAAAUCAUAGAAUAUGAUCUUUUUUGUUUGUAAGUGUCAAUCAAAAUAAAUUGCCCAGCCAUUGGAUGACCUUUGUUUUGCUCGUUUGUUAAUUGGAGACACACUUUCGGUGUUCAUUGUAAUUACCCCAAAUAUGAUGUAUUAGCCUCAAUUCAAACAACACAUCUAGUAU